Messenger RNA from Lycium ferocissimum, 2421 nucleotides. RefSeq names its product MATH domain and coiled-coil domain-containing protein At2g42465-like. The record is from RefSeq and is a predicted model, not a curated record. Lineage: Eukaryota; Viridiplantae; Streptophyta; Magnoliopsida; Solanales; Solanaceae. The transcript has 6 exons. The coding region runs from base 929 to 2131 and encodes 400 amino acids.
AGGGCUUAAUAUAACAAUAAUUUUCAGCAAGAAUUUUGAUCUAAAUCAAUCCAAAUCACAUCCAAGUGAUGUUAAGUUCUUUAUUCAACCUCUAAAUAUCAUUUUCAAUAAUGUCAAACAACACUCGCUUCAAAACAACACAAAAAUCAAAUUCACUUGAAACACAAUCUUCUUAGAUGAAUUUUUAACAAUCUCCAAGAACUCCUGUUCAAAAAUGGUAUAACUUUUCAGAUCUGAAGAAGAAGAAAAGAAGUUGGAGAAAAGAAGAAGAAGAAGAUAAGAAAUAGACCGUAUGAGAGAUGAAAGAGGUGGAGUAAAAGUGCUGGUAAGCAUUAAAACGUGUAACAGAGAGGAUUCUUUUGCUGAGGAGCUCAGUUAGCAUGGAAUUGAGUGGAUUCUUGUUGGUGCACAACGUAUACUUUUGCAUAGCUUGUCCUUUUCCCAAGCUCAGUCUGCUGGUUUGUGUGAGUGAGAUGAGUGAAAGGAAAAAAAUCUGAACUUUUAAGAAAACAGAGAGUGUAUUGGUUAUUGGUUCUUUAGUGGAUAUCAGAGAUCAAAAUGGGAAAGAGAAGUAGACCAAGAAAAGAUCAAGAACAAGAAAUUACAAAUACUGAAGGAAGAGGCUCUUCUCAAGAAUUUCAAAAGAAAGAAGCAAUGGCUAAGGGAAGAGUGAUGAGGAUGAAAAAAGAAACCACACUAGGGGCUGGUUCGUCUCUUCAAUCAACACAUCUGGCAAUUGACACGUGUAACAACUUUCUUGGCUGGACAAUGUUCUUGCAGAGCAUAGUACUCUGUUUAAGUUAUCAAAGCUCAGUAAUUGCUGUUAGAGUGAGAGAGAGAAAAAAAUUUGAACUUUGAAGAAACAAAGGGAAAAAAAAGAGUGUAUUGGAAUAUUGGGUCUUUGAAAACUAGUAAAAAAAACACAGAAAUGGGAAAGAGGGGAAGAUCAAGAAAGGAUCAAACACAAAAAAAUCCAAGUGUUGAAGGAGCACCUUCUCAAGAAUCUCAACAACAAGAAACAAUGGCUUCUUUAUGGAGUGGAAGAGUGAAAAGAAUGAAACAAGAACCCACAAUAGGCACUGGUUCAGCUCUGGAUUUUGUGCCUUCACCAUCCCGUCCUCAAACCCGCACUUAUUUGAAGGCAGUCAUGGAUAAUUGUAGGUUUAAGACUGCUACGCCAAGGUCUCCAGUUCGAAAUGUUAAGGCGUCGCACCCUUCCAGUGCUACUGCUCAUCUUAUCUCUGGAAUUUCUAAAGCAAUAAAUGAAAAGGUUGUUGAUUCCGUGCAUCAAUCUAUUCUAACUAACCAUGGUGCCCUGGGUGGGGAAAAUCAGAAACAGGGGCAACACACUCAAACAGCUCCUUCUUUCCCUGAAGUUGUAAUGGAGAACAAUGCAACCGUAAAUAAGGCUGAUGUUGUGUCCAAUGCUAAUGUCCCAGAACCACAAACCAGAAGUGGCCAGAGUGGUGCGUGUCCAACAAAAUCCAUGAGUCUUAACCUUACAAGGGUAGCUGCACUAAUGAAUGACUAUUUAUCUGAUCCUGAUGAGAUUGAAUCAAGACCUGGUGACCUGUCAGUCAUUAACGGGUAUAGGGUUAAGCAGGAAGCAGCACCUAUCCUGGAGAAGAUUUUCCAGAAGCACGGUGAUAUUGCAAGGCAUAGCUCUUUCACUUCAACAAUUUGUUCAUCACUCCUGGAGUUUGUUUGCGACAUCUAUAAGAAGUUGGAGGAAACAAAUUUCCUAAGUUUAACGCCCAAGGAGAUUCAAUCCAUGCUUGCUGAAGUUAGAGAUCUCAAAUCUGCUGCCAAAAUAGAUGUUGGGUGGCUCAGUCAAAGGUUGAACAAUAUCUCUCAGGCCAACCAACUUGUACAUGACAGUUGCAAACUUAAGGAGGCAAAAACCAGGAACCUUGUAGUGAUGGAGACAAACAAGAAGGAACAGGAUGAAUUGAAGAAAGAGUUGGCCGCUUGCAUCGCAACAUGCCGUGUUUUGCAAGAAAAAAUCAGCAAAAAAGAGGAUGAGUUUGGCAUCGCGCGUUCUGAAAACGAAAAGAUCAUGCAGCAGUUUGAAGACUCGAAGGCUAAGGUGAAAGGUUUCCUCAAGAAGCCCUUGGUCCAUGACCUUCUUUGAGCAGCCUGGUAUUUGUGGUUGUUUGUCUUGUAUAGGACCUUGUAAAUGGUCCUUUUCACUAAUUUUUAAUCCCCUUUGCUUAUAAGAGGAAUCCUAUUAUUCUAUAUAUGACAAUUCUUAUUUUCAACCCUUGAAUCAUUAGGCCCUAACUGCAUGAGUUGCAGAAGAACUGAAACAGAAAAAGAAUGACCAGUUUUAUUUGCCACUGAGGAUUGGGAUGAGCAGAGAUGUAGAAACUCUUAUAGCAGCUGCAUUGCUCUCCAAUUAAGAGAACAAAUGUUAAUACUUGA